This is a messenger RNA of Ectocarpus siliculosus, 2430 nucleotides long. NCBI's taxonomy places the organism in Eukaryota, Phaeophyceae, Ectocarpales, Ectocarpaceae. The record is from the annotation of a GenBank genome assembly.
AUGAUGAGGGCGGGGUCGGGGCCGCCCCUGGACGCCGCGCAGCGGGCCGCUCUAGGCGGGGGCGUGGUGAAGGGGGAGAUUUCGAGAGCGGCGGGGGCGGGGCAAGAGGAGUCGUUGAGGAAGCGGCCGAGGGAAUCAUGGAGCGGAUUGGGCGACCCCGCCGGCCCUGGGCUCACCGUCAAGACGGGCGGGAGGGGGAGUGGCCGGGCGGGGGGGCAGUCCCAAGGCCCCGCUUCGCCGGCGGGGGGCUUGUCUACCCCCGGUGGCAAGAAGGACAGGGUCCCCAACCACUGGUGGGAGCUCGAGCUUACCGCGGAGGGGCCGAUGCUGUACCCUACCUCCAACUGCCACGAGUGGACGAGCGAUAACGGCAUCGAGCACCGCAUCAUGGAGAUCGAGUUCCAGCACGGAUGCGAGGUGAAACCGCCGAAGGACCGUCUGAUCAAGGACUUCACCCUGAACUGGAGACCGAACAGCGACAUCGUGUACGUGUUCGAGACGGAGCAGUCCGGUUUCUUCGGACUGGUCCUGGGAAUGUUCGAGAAGCAGACGGUGACGCACAACAAGAUGUUCCUGUACCGACAGAUGCAAGCCCAGCCAUGGCCGGUGCGGGGGGACCGCGGAUGGAACGGUGGAGGGGGGCCAGCGGAGACGACGCAGAUGCGAUCGGCGUGGCUGUUCAACGACCCGUGCACCGGUCAAUGGACGAUCGCCCUCGACUACCAAUCGCAACCUUCGUCGCCCAUUUACCAGUACAACUUGCCGCCCGAGUACACUCGCCAGGGCACGCCGUGCAUGGACCCCAGCACCUUCAACGGCAACUCCGUCAAGGUGAAGGGCUGCACCACCCUCAUCCCCCCCAUCGAGGUGCUUCUCCUCUCGGAGAACUCGGUCCGCGAGGUGUGCGGCGCGGUGUGGGUGGGGUGCUUUACCGCCAACCCCCCCGAGGUGGCGUUCGACCUCCUGUGCAGGCUCAUGAGCAUGACGGAGAGCCUUCACCUGACGGACGAGAGCGAUCGCUACGCGGCAGAAGUCUUCGACUCCCAACGCGCCGAGAUCCUGUCGUUCUUCCUUGUCGGCAUCUACGAGGACCCCGCUGAUAGAGUGGUCCGUCGCGAGCACUACCUGGCUUUCAUGGAGUGGUUCGUGUACACGCUGCCACAGGUGGCCCUUCCCGUCAAGAUCUGGCGCAUGUACCGAGCCCUGCGCGACGACAACAUCCCGUUCGUGUCGUUUCCGCUCUCCCAAGACAAGAGCGCGUUCUACUCCCACCGACAGGCCAUGUCUGGACCGGCCAUCCCCGGGCGGUUCAGCUUCCGGUUCUCUCGACAGCCGUCGUGCAUUACCGUGGACUACACUGUUCAGGCUAGGGCGGUGGAAGGAAGGCCUCAGGCGACGGUGAUGAGCUAUCGCAUCAAGAUUAGCGCCAUCGACGUCAGGGGGGUGAUGCUGCGCAUCGAGAAUCUGCUCCUCCGCGGGGACGAACAAGUCGCCCAAGGCAGAGUCCUCGAGGAAACCUCUCUCGUCCAGGGACCGGUGGAGAACGGCGGGGGAGGGGGAGGCAGCAGCGGCGGCGGCGGGGGCGGGGGAGUCGGACCGUCGGCCUCCUCUAGUUCGCAGAACGGGGCCCAGCACGAGGCUGGGCUUGGUCCUCUAGGAAGCCUAGAGCGCGUCAUCGCCCAAGUGGACAUGGAGGAGAGCGGCGACAGCGGCGCCGGCGUCAGCCGACAAGAGCACGCGAGGCCGCCGGUCCACGGCGGGUACCCCAACUCAAGGGGCGGCAGCACCGGCAGCGGCGGCGGCGGGGGGGGCGUCGGCUCGAGUGCGGGCGGAGGGUGGACAGACAUGUUCCAGGGCAUGACGGUAGAGCUCGCCCAGGAGCAGGCCGCGCAGCUCCACCACGGCCAGCAGCAGCGCGGCGGUGGGGGGGGAGAAGGGGGCCCCGUGGGAAGACCCGGCGAUCACCACCACCACCGCAUGGCGGCGGACCACUCCGUCUCCGGCGGCGGCGGCGGCGGCGGGCACCAGGGUGGUCGACAGGGGCAGAGGGUGGGGGACGGCGGUAUGCCAGGGGGAAAGGGGGACCGACGGGGGGGGGCACCGCAGUUUUCCCAGCAGCACGGUGGUCCGGGACCCUCGACUUCAUCCUCUUACAUGUGCGGUCCUGCGGUGGGGAGGAUGUCCGUCCAAACGGGGGACACGUUGAGUUUCUUCGACGACCCUCCCCAGGGCAACCAGGUACAGCACCAGCUGCCUGUCGGGGGAGCCGCGGGGCACGGGGGCGCGAUGAACCUCGAGUACGUGGAGUUCCCCAAUUUCCAUGAACUCCUCGUGUUUUUCGGGCGCACCCUGACGGAACGGUACGAUACCUCGCGGGAGGAGCAAGAGACCAUCCCUUCGCCGAUGUACAUGCACAACAUGGACGAGUGA